Eimeria acervulina is the source of this 5088-nucleotide messenger RNA. RefSeq names its product Flavin-containing amine oxidase, related. Gene Ontology annotation, molecular function: oxidoreductase activity; zinc ion binding. Bases 1 to 5088 code for a protein of 1695 amino acids. The record is from RefSeq and is a predicted model, not a curated record. The transcript has 12 exons. NCBI's taxonomy places the organism in Eukaryota, Apicomplexa, Conoidasida, Eucoccidiorida, Eimeriidae.
AUGGCCUUGCAACAGCAACAGCAGGGAGCCCAGCAGCAGCCGCUGUUGACAAUGGGGCUGCAGCAGGGGCAGCAACAGCAGCAACAGCAACAGCAGCCUCCAGCGGGAGGAGCAGCAGCUCCUCCCCCACAGGCUGGUGCUGCUCAGCAGCCUCGCUUGCAGUUCCCGCAGAACCAGCUACCUGCCAACCUGCAUGUUCAGCAGCAACUGCUGCGGAUGCAGCAGCAACAGCAGGGCAUCACGGCGAAGCUUCAAGGAACUGCUGGUGCUUCGGGCGUCCAGCAGCGGCUCUUGCACCUGGAACAGCAGGAGCAGUUCCUACAGCAACAGCAGCAGCAGCAGGAACCUGAAAAGGUUCAUUGGGUCCAGUGUGACCGCUGUGACAAGUGGCGCAUCGCUCCAUAUGAGAUUACAUUGCCAAGUUGGGUGUGUGAACAAAACACUUGGGACCGGCGGUACGCUUCCUGUAGUGUGCCGGAGCAGCCAGACCCGGCUGCGCCGAUGCAGCAGCAGCAGCAGCAGCCGACGCGGAGUCAGCAGCAACUGCUUCAACAGCAACAACUGCAGCAGCAACAGCUGUUACAGCAGCAGCGCCUCGCUAGUGGCGCUGCACCGAAACCCAAAGCGAAAGCAAAGGCGAAGUCCAGGGCUGCGUCCAAAGGAACAGCGGCGGUGCAGCGGCCGAUUCAGAGCGGCAAUUGCACAGGAGAUGGAGGUUCGGCAGCAGCUCCAGGAGGAAAGCUUGUUCUUGCUCCGGGGCUCAUACCUGCUAAGGAUGCUGCUGCGUCUGCUGCUGCGCUUGUGCGACAGAACCUCUUGCAACAGCAACUGGGGCAGCAACAGCAACGCGGUGGUCCAGCUACCGCGAGUAACCUUCCCGCCCUACAGCAACAAUUGCUACAACAGCAACUUCAGCACCAGAUGCAGCAAGCCCAGCAACAGCAACUUCUUCAGCAGCUACAGCAGCAACAACAUCAGCUGCUGCAGCAGCUGCAGCAGCAGCCACCUGUCGUGUACGACAACUGGGUGCAGUGCGAUGCCUGCAACAAAUGGAGGAGGGCCCCUAAUCCGAUCACCAGCGACAAGUGGUUCUGCCGAAUGAACACGUGGGCUCCGCAGUUCGCUUCUUGCGAAGCUCCUGAGGAGCCUGAUCCUGCGCAGCAGGAUCAGCAGCAGCAGCAGCAAAGUCAGCAGAGGCUUCUCGAGGCAGCAGCGGCACUCCAGAGACAGCAGCAGCAGCUCCAGCAAAACGCAGCAAAAAGACAGCGCACAGCGAGUGUCUCCAGGGCUCCAGAAGCGACAAAAACAGACUCGAAGGCUGAGCCGCCAACGCAGCUUCUUCGGCAACAACAGCUGGUUGCCGCUGCGGCCGCAUCUGGCCAACGCAGUGCCACGCCUGCGGCGCAGCAGCAACUGCAAUUGCAGCAGCAACUGCAGCAAGGCAAGCUCACGCAAGGCCAACAGCAGCAACAUCCUGGAGCGUCAGGUUCCACAGGAGCUGGGGGACAACUGCAACAGCUGCAGUUGUUACAGCAGCAGCAGUUGCAACUGCUGCAGCAGCAGCAGGUUCGGCUGCUCGACGCUGCCCGCAGGGCCACGCCCAAUGCUGCAGCGGGCGCUCCCGGGACUGCAGUGGCUGCGGCUUCCGCGUCAGGUGGGGCGGGCUCAGGCAGUUCAGAACGGCGUGAAGGAGUACCAGAGACAAAUGCAGCGGCAGCAUCAACGACGGAACGCGGUGGGAAGUGGUUGGAGUGCCGUUCGUGCAAGAAGUGGCGCCGAUUACCUCCAGACGUGGAUGCCGAGGCCCUUCGCCCCAAGUUCUUUUGUUAUUUGAACAUGUGGGACCCGCAGCACAAUACCUGUGCUUCACCACAGGAGCCGUGGCAGCAGCUGCAGCAGCAUCAGGAGGUACAGGGGAAGACUCCACCAGCAGCAAAUGCUUCUUCGGCGGCUCCGCUGCAAAAGGCUCCGCACCAGCCCGCACCGUCAGAUGCCAACAGGCAGGAUAAGGCGGACAACGUAGCCGCAACGCCAGCGCAGCAACAGCAGCUUCCCAGACCGGGGGGACAGCUGCAAGGAGAAGCUGGAGGAGCUGCUUCUCUUCAUCAGCAGCUACAGGAACAGCAGCUGUUACUUCUUCGUAUGCAACAGCAGCAGCAGCGUGCUGCUUCCUCGUCGGGUGUGGCAGGGGGCAGUACAACGAAACCUGGGUCAGGAGCUUCCGGAGCCGCAGCUGGGCCAGAAGACGAUGACGAAGAGGGAGAAGACGACAUCGAGGGAGAAGGCGAUGAGGAUGAAGACAGCGAAGAUACUGGUGACUCAUCGGAUUCCGAAUCGGACAGAGGCGGUGGGGGAGGCCCAAGUGGUGGCGCUGGCGCUGGGGGUCCCUCCUCAGGAGGCUCGAGCGGAACAGGUGCGGGGGCGGGGGGAGGGGCAGCUCGUACCCCGCAGCCGCCCACACAGGGGCCCCCAGGGACAGGCAGCUUCGGCGCUACUGCCGCAGGAGGUGGGGGCGUUGCGGCUGAGGUUGAGUUUGGGGCAGCCAAAGCCGUAAAGGAUUCCAAAAUUCAUUGCAACCAGCGCACAGUGAGCGGGCAUUCUGCUCGUUUCUUCGAUGUGUUGAUUGUUGGUGGAGGUGUUGCGGGGCUGGCAGGGGCCCUUCAUUUCCACAGGGCAGGGGUGGAUUACCAGGUCAUCGAGGCGAGGGGUCGUCUGGGGGGACGCGUGUGGUCGAUCACACUCCCAGCGUCUUCGGAGGAGCAGCGGCAGCGGCAGCAGAAAAGGAUUGGCAGGAAGGCAUGCGGUAGAAAGGGAAGCUUGAAGAAGGACGGCAGCGUCUGCAUUGAUGGAGGGGCCAAUUAUAUGCAUGGACUGACGGGGAACGAGAAUGACGUCAGAUUGAAGCCUCGCAGAAAGGGCUGCAGCGUCUUUCACCUUGCGGCUGCCUCUCCAGAGUGCCGCGUCGCUGUAGUUCCUGGAGAGACUGGAUGGGAAAAUCCCUAUUACUUUGAUUGGCUAAGAGGGGGGCGGCGUUUCUGCAUGUUGGUAGUGUCGCUUGCUCAUGCUCUCUUUUCGCGUCUUGCCACGCCCGUGUCCUUAACUGCCGGGCAGCAAGAGGCCGGAAACUCCGUUUCCGUUCUUACGCUGCUUAACAGGGAGGCGGCUGCGCUCCUGAAAGCGGAGGGAACAGCGGAUGCAGCGGCAGCUUCUUCUCGUGGGAUCUUGCCCGCGUGCGAAAUACAUCAAGCAGACUCUGGGAACGCAGAAACUCCACCUCACCAGAAUACUUUCGAGUCGUUGGAUUUGCCGUCGGCGUUGAAGGGGCUGGUGGCGACGCUGCUGCAACGGCUGAAAAAGCUGUGCUCCCUGGCGAUUUCCAGAGUCGAAAAGGGCAAUAACAAUCGCAGUGAAGGCGAAAUUGCUGUAGGCGAAUGCUGCGCUUGCCAGGUGGAGGCGAUGGUCGUCCGGAUGCUUCGAAGCCGGUUCGGCUUCGUUGCUCCUCUAGGAGAUGUCAGUGCCGCUUUUUUUGCUUUCUUUCAGACCCCCAAGCUCAAGCGUGACGUGGAGAGAUAUCACAACCCGAAAUAUCGACUCCUUGCCUGGCCGGGCUUGCAGCGCUAUGCCAAGAAUUUGUCGUGCGCCUUUGCGGAGAGGGACAGGAAGAAGUCGCAGGUUGUUCGGCCGUUUGCAGCUAUUCCUCCCUCCGUAUCGUCCGAUCUGUACGAAUUUUGUGUUGGGCGGAUUUUGGGAGAAUGCGCCCUCAACCUGUCGCCAGAUCGACUCCGUCUCAACACUCGCGUCUCCUCUGUUUCCAUUUCGGAAGAAGACUCAGCGUUUCCUUGCCUUGUCCGAUGCCACUCCGACGACAACUCCAAUGAAGCACAAGAGCUCCGUUCAAGAUUUGUUCUCGUAGCACUGCCUGUAUCUCUACUACAACAGCCUCCAGAAGAAGAUGAGGGGGCGGCUGCUUGUGUAACGUUUCAGCCACCGCUUCCAGCAGAGAAAGUGGCGGCUCUAGCGGCUAUGGGCAUGGGAGUGCACAACAAGGUGGCUCAGGAGGUGCUUGAUGACCUGCGAAAGCUGUUCGGUUACGUCCCUCGCCCGGCCAUUGUAGCUUCGGUGGUUACCCGAUGGCAUUCUGAUAAGUACUCAAGGGGCUCCUACUCAUAUCCAAAACCUGGAGCUGACAUGGCAACUCACUGGCGCUGGUUGAGGGCACCACAUCCUUUAGAAGCUCCUCGUGUAGCCUUCGCUGGAGAAUUUUGUUCUGAUUCUUACAGCCAAUGCGUCGACGGAGCGUUCGACACCGGCAUGCGGGCAGCGCAGUCCGUUGUGCAGUUUGGUCUGCGUCUCCAUCCUUGCACAAAAGCCAGACAGGAACAGAAGCAGGCACAAAGGCGAGAGGACAACGCAGAGGAAGUAGAACGGCUGCAGCAGCAGCAUCGUAACCGCCGACAGAACCGCACAACCCGAGAGGCGAAACCCGGAAGCAAGCAACAGCGCGCAUCAAGAAGAUUUAAGAAGGAGGCUCUCGAUGCAGCCGAAGCGAAGGCAAGAAUUGCAAUGGCUCGGGCAGAACUCGAACAAACGAAAACAAAAUAUUGCGGAGACGACUGCUGCCCGAUGCUUGAGUGCCCAGAUAGUUCCCAUGCUGGGUUUUACUUAACGGAUGGAAGCGACCUGACCGAUGGUGAUGAAAGUAUUACGGAGCAUGGAGAUCAUGAGGAACUUGGAGCAACUUACGGGAAGAACACGCGGAUGAUGCUUGAGAAGUUCCAAGCGCUUCUGCGCGUUAUUUUGAAGAGAGGCGGAGUCUACAAGCAGGGGAUUCUGCCGGUUAUACAGAGCAAGGGAAGCGUUAUUGACUUCCUCGCCACUCGCCCAGUAGACUUUGCAGUAGACUUUGUUACCAUUGACCUUAUGACGGGAACAGAUAAAGCUGCUAUCCCUGCUGCACUGGGGUUUGGCAGUCUGGUCAUCGACUCCUCCGAAAUUAAACAAGUGCGGAAGACCAUGCAUUCUGCUGCCGUCGUUGGUGCUCUGUUGCACCUUACUGCAGGCAUGUUCAUGUCGUGCUGCGCCUUCUGA